GGUUCCGAGUUGCCGGCUAUGGUCGUUAAAAAAUGUACUCUGAGAUGAUAGCUUGGCAGCUUGCAUACACUAGAGGUUGCGUUGCUUGCCUUUCGAGCAUGACGUAGCGUAUUGUAACUUUUGAAGAUUUUCUUGGUUGGAAUAAAAAAUGUUACGGGUUCGAAUCCACAGAAACCUUUUAUAUAUUAAGUUGAUUUUAUGAUAAACUAAAUGUUGGGAAUUGAUAUAAGAAGGCAAGUUGGUGUAUGCCAAAUUGUAAGAUCCAUUCAUCUGACCCCCACAAGAAAAGGACUUAAGCAAUAAUGGUUCAAUACAAUAGUUUUAGUUGGGCUGGGUUGAAAAGGGCUCAACCAAUCUCUAAACACACAAACAAAGCCCAAAUGUAGGUAUAAAUCCAUGUAGCAUUCAUACUGGUGCAACAAGCAAAAACGAAAAUGGACUUCAUCAUAAAUAAAAGCAUCCCACACUAAUACGUGUUUCCUAAAAUUCAUUUAAAUCCAAAAUCGUGUUGUCUAAUCCGAUUGGAAAUUAAUUAGUCAAUCAAUAGUUGGAGGCAAAUUGCCAAAUCGGCCCCAGACAGGUCCAUGAGAGAUGAUGAGAGACUUGUGCCCUGAUCAAGCGCGCCCAAUCGUCGUUGCUCUAAAGUCUCCGUGAAUAACGCUAGAGUAUGUAGAGCAGUUUGACAGCUGUCAUCUCAAAGUUCACUUUUUAACGACCAUAGUUGCCGGCCGAUCAAAAGGCCAAUUAUGACGGGUUUGUUGUGAUUGGAGCAGGGUUGCCGAGAACUGGAACCCUGUCAAUGAAGAGUGCCCUUGGAACCCUCCUCAAUGGUGCGUGUUACCAUAUGAUGUCCAUGAUUGAGGGAUCACCAGUCGAGCCAGCCUUUUGGGCAAAGGCUCUGAAAGGCGGCGUAACUCCCCAAGAAUGGCGAGACUUUUUAGGUGGUCGUGGUUAUCGCGCAGGAGUGGAUUAUCCAAUAUCACGAUUUUACAGGGAGCUGAUAGAGGCGUACCCCAAUGCCAAAGUCAUUUUGACCACCAGGGACCCUGAAACGUGGUACAAAUCUGUUAAAGGCACAAUUUACAAGGCGUCAUCUAUCGUUAAGAAACUUCCAGUAUAUCUCUUUUUGAAAUUGAUGGGAAGGACCUUGACAACAAAAGUUAUGGAUGAUCUUGAAUAUUUGCCGGCAAAAGGAAUGGAUAAAGGUAUUUUCACUGUGAUUGAGGAAGGGCCCGAAUCUGCCCAGAAGUAUUUCGAGGAAUGGGUGGAAUCUGUGAAAGAAUGCGUUCCCAAGGAUCGUCUCCUCGUAUUCGAAGUCAAAGAAGGAUGGAAGCCACUGUGUCAAUUCUUGGAUCUUCCCAUUCCAAACGUCCCAUUUCCUAGAUUAAAUGACACUGCAUCCAUGGCUCAGACUCAUAGCAACUUGGAAUAUUUAGCCAACGCUAUCGUUUUUGGGAUCCCAGCCUUUGUUGGAUUCAUAUUUUGUAUGAUUUACACGUACUAUGGAUAAUAUAGUAAUUGCGGCCUUGUU
Tigriopus californicus is the source of this 1531-nucleotide messenger RNA. RefSeq lists its product as uncharacterized. The transcript is spliced from 3 exons. The coding region runs from base 800 to 1510 and encodes 236 amino acids. Lineage: Eukaryota; Metazoa; Arthropoda; Copepoda; Harpacticoida; Harpacticidae. The record is from RefSeq and is a predicted model, not a curated record.